AUGGUCUCGGACUUCGGCGUUUUCUAUUUUCAGAUGAAUGAUGCGCGUUUUGAUCCGGAUGAUUACCAGUAUGGGCCACGAACCACCGUUGUAUUGGAGCCAAACACCAAAGAGCUGAUAAUUAGUCCUGGUCUUGAAAACCUAUCGGCGAUAUUAAAGACGUGGGAUGGCGCACAUAGAGCGGAAGGAUUUGACCCUUUACCUACCCUUACUAGUAUCGCGGAAAUCAUUGAACAGUCUAUUGAUGACUUUCUCAAACUCGAUCCUGAUCCACUCGAUGAUCGUCAUCCAGCAAGAACUCAUCCGCAUGCUGAAUUUGGAAAUCUUCUGAAGAUGUUAUUUCGCAAUGACGACUUUAUGAAUAAGCUUGUUAUAACCUACUUACUUGGCCGUGACCAUCUGGAACUAAGUAUUGCUGCAGCUCGACUCCUGCUUGACUGCCUUCCUGGGCUGGACGCUAAUGUGGUAUUCUCCGAACCGAGUGACUUCAUCCCCCAGCUUUACGUGUGGGCCAGAGACAGCUCUAGCGAAAUCUUACGGGCUUAUGCAAUUGGACUUCUCGCAGGAGCUCUCGAAGUACAGGGAAAUGCUCAUAAAUAUCGGACCAACAAUAUCGAUUUGAUGCCGGUAGCGUUGCGAAGGCUUGCCGAUUUGAAGGCUCGAAUGCUCGAAGAAAGAUUGCAAGCUGAGCAGGAACAACAAGAUGUCUGCACUGCUCAUGAGCAGAAUGGUAGUUCUCCUGGACCCUUCUCAAAUGUGAAUGGUUUUGACAUGGAAGAUAGCAGCUCUGAUGGGCAAGCCGCAGGAUCUAGUAAUGAAAACACACAACACGGUGAUCUUCCCAAAAAUAUCAACGAUUUGGUCUCGAGUGAAUUAAAUAAACUUCGAGUUCCUUCUCUUCGUGUUCAUCCUCCUGCACCAACUAAAGGAAGUCCCAAGCAUGAUUCGCCUCCAGCAAAGAAACGCAAGAAGAUGUCUAGGGUGUACCCUCUGUCAGUGACGAUGCAUCAACGUUUUAUUUUGCAAUAUCUCAAUCCAACUGGAGAAUACCAAGAUGUGAGUGGCUUUGAGCAUGCCGAACUUGAGAACUUCAUU
Messenger RNA from Cooperia oncophora, 1095 nucleotides. Lineage: Eukaryota; Metazoa; Nematoda; Chromadorea; Rhabditida; Trichostrongylidae. The record is from the annotation of a GenBank genome assembly.